Molecule: messenger RNA, 1017 nt
Organism: Chelmon rostratus (copperband butterflyfish)
Lineage: Eukaryota; Metazoa; Chordata; Actinopteri; Chaetodontiformes; Chaetodontidae
Exons: 6
Coding region: 47-682 (211 amino acids)
Source: RefSeq, a predicted model, not a curated record
AUCCCUGACAUUAGUGCUGCUCUCUGGCUGCCUGCUGUCUCGAGCCAUGGCUGCACAGCUGGUUGUUGCUCUGCUGGCUCUCGCCUCCCUGGGUGCUGCAUCUGAACCGGACUGCAAAGAGCUGGUUAAGCCUCUGGUACUGGACAGCCACAGCCCUAUCUAUGGGAAGUGGGUGCUCCAUGUGGGGUCAUUCGACCAGCCUGGCCUGAAGAGCGACCUGGUGACGGUGAACAGCUCCUGGGUGGAACUGUCGGCUUCAUCAGACAGCGGAGUCAUCACCAUCUACUGGGCCGAUCGCCUAGGUGAAGACAGAUGCCUUCAGGGUUUAGCCAAUGCCACCAUCUCAGGAAUGACCAGUCACACCACUUUUAACAUCAACGGUCACACUUCAUAUCAUGAUGGGAAGUACUAUGAGACCUGCUCCGACUGCCUCCUGUCCGAAGACACCACCCUCCUCCCUGACGGCAAGUCAAAGGGACGAUACCUUUUCCUCUUUACGCGGACUGGCAAUCUGGAGCCAUCUGAGUUAGAGACCUUCAAGAAGCAGGCACAGUGUCUUAAAUUCCUGCCCGAGUACCACUUUGGAGGCCCAGAUCUGUGCCCAGAUGACAGAGUAACUGCAUCACCUGCUACUGAGAAUACAGAGAGUGAGCAAACUGAUGUUCAGCCAAAUGCAAAAUAAAGCAGAGCAGAGGUGGCAGCUCUGCACACAGCGUAACAUGUACUAAAUAGUAUUGCAAUGUGAUCUGCAUGUGCACUGAUGUGAUACUGUCGUCAUUCAGCAGUGAUAAUAUAAAUGUUAGAUCUGUGGUCAGUCAUGUGUAGUCUUAUUACUGUGUGCUUGACCUCUCAUGAUUUAGUGUAGGAAAUGUGGAAUUUGAAUGGCAGGAACAGUAAUGGCUGAAAAAACCCUUACAUGCCUCCUUUAAGUCAGUUCAACAACCUGUAAAUAAUUGAGUGUGUGAACUGUUUUCAACUGGUUGUGUGAGGUAAAUAAAACCGCUUUCAGUCUCCCUC